This is a messenger RNA of Alosa sapidissima (American shad), 4713 nucleotides long. It is a transcript of the gene hs6st1a, whose product is annotated as heparan sulfate 6-O-sulfotransferase 1a. Gene Ontology annotation, cellular component: membrane. The record is from RefSeq and is a predicted model, not a curated record. The transcript has 2 exons. The coding region runs from base 302 to 1555 and encodes 417 amino acids. Lineage: Eukaryota; Metazoa; Chordata; Actinopteri; Clupeiformes; Clupeidae. Gene Ontology annotation, molecular function: heparan sulfate 6-sulfotransferase activity.
GUGGGUGUCGCUGUGCAUCGAGACUCGCGCUGAUGCAGCGAGCACUUUUAAACACAUAAACGCUACGGUUGUCAGUGCGGGAAGUCGAAAGGUGUACACCGCGGUAUUGACUGUCAGCGACUUGGACUGGACGGAUCCAUUCCAUUUAGGCUACAUGCUGCAAAGAUACCAGUAGCCUAUUAGUCUGUCUGAAUUUCUACUUUACUUGUGUGGUCCUCUGGCCGCGUUUCGUUUGUAUGGGGACAGUGCAAGACGAAGCGUUUCAGCACCCACUGCGAAUUGAACAGGGAAAUGGUAACAUAUGAACCACAUUGGAAGGAACAUGGUUGAGAGGACCAGUAAAUUUUUGUUCAUUGUUGUCGGAUCUGUUCUCUUCAUGCUGAUUUUAUAUCAGUACGUGGCGCCGGGGAUGAUGAACUUCGGGUCUCCCCACGGUUACAUCGUUGAAGACGAUGCGGAUAUCUUCCCGACUCCCGAUCCACAUUAUGUGAAGAAGUACUAUUUUCCAGUUAGAGACUUGGAACGCACGGUGGAUUUCGACAUCAAAGGGGACGAUGUUAUUGUGUUUCUUCACAUACAGAAAACCGGGGGUACCACUUUCGGGAGGCACCUGGUUCAAAAUGUGAGGCUAGAGGUGCCGUGCGAUUGCAGACCCGGACAGAAAAAGUGUACCUGCUAUCGCCCAAACAGAAAAGAGACCUGGCUGUUUUCACGAUUUUCUACCGGUUGGAGUUGUGGUUUACAUGCAGACUGGACCGAGCUCAUCAAUUGCGUACCAACAGUGCUUAAUAAAAAGGAGAACAAAUUGAAAAACUUAAGGAAGUACUACUACAUCACGCUGCUGCGUGACCCAGUGUCGCGCUACCUGAGCGAGUGGCGGCACGUGCAGCGCGGAGCCACCUGGAAGACUUCGCUGCACAUGUGCGACGGCCGCACGCCCACGCCCGAGGAGCUGCCCGCCUGCUACGAGGGCACGGACUGGUCAGGCUGCACGCUGCAACAGUUCAUGGACUGCCCGUACAACCUGGCCAACAACCGUCAGGUGCGCAUGCUGGCCGACCUGAGCCUGGUGGGCUGCUACAACAUGUCCUUCAUGCCCGAGAAGAAGCGCGCCCAGAUCCUGCUCGAGUCGGCCAAGAAGAACCUGCGCGACAUGGCCUUCUUCGGCCUGACCGAGUUCCAGCGCAAGACGCAGUACCUGUUCGAGCGCACCUUCCGCCUGCGCUUCAUCCGCCCGUUCAUCCAGUACAACAGCACGCGCGCCGCCGGCGUGGACCUGGACAACGACACCAUCCUGCGCAUCGAGGAGCUCAACGAGCUGGACAUGCAGCUGUACGACUACGCCUGGGACCUGUUCCAGCAGCGCUACCAGUACCGCCGGCAGCUGGAGCGCCGGCAGAUGCGCCUGCAGAGGAGCGGGGGGCUCUUCGCCCAGCGGCGCGGCGGGGGUCCCAGCGAGGACCCGCUGCAGCCCCACGGAGACGAGCCGCCGGCCGAGGAGGCCGCCCGGUUGCCCACGGAGGACUACAUGAACCACAUCAUCACGCGAUGGUAGCACAGGACCACAGGGGAGGGGCAGGCAAACAGAUGGGAAGGGCAAAGAGAGGCAGCAGAGACUUAAAGGGGGGGGGCAUUUGGUAUUUGGGGGGUGGUGCGGGAGGGCAAAAGGAUAUGAGGAAGUGGUUGAAGAGGAAUCCCCUCUCAUGAAAUAGCAUGCUCAUAAAAGACUGGUGCCCACCCAUCUUCCAACAGAGAGGCAUGAUGUCAGCAGUCAGCUGUCUCCUCCCAGAAGCCCUGUACCCCAAUCCCUCUGUGUCUCAGACCAAACCUCCUUAUAUGUGGCCGGGGGACGUGUCUGUGUGGAUGUGGGACUUCCCAGAAUUCCUUGCGAGGCCCUUUCCUAUGUGGAGCCGCCGUUGAGCUGCUGAGACAGCCGAGACAGUUGUCCCAGGCUUGAGACUGUGCAACCCCAUGUCCCCAUCCAGUGCACCCCUCCCUAGGGAAGUCAAUCCACUGCACAUAGUAAGAAAAAAAAGAUUAAGAGAACAAAGAUGAACAAAACAUGUAUAAAGAGAUAUUUGCUUAAGUGUCAGCUAUCAUUUCAGCUAUGGAUGUGUGACUUUGAUGGUCCAUGCCAUUUUAAUGGAACAUGGCUUUUAAGUUUGGGUUUCUUUGUUCCUGAUGCUCCUACCCAACGAGAACAUUUAAAACUGUAUGACCAACAGAGCUGCCUAAAGUCUUUCUGGAUGCAAUUUCUCAGCUUCUUACUAUCCAUUGACAAACGAAAACAAUGGCUUGAAGAUUUUUUUUUUGUAUUUUAAGUAUGGACAGAUUGGAUUUGUGCUGGUUGGACCAUUGCCUUUAUUUAAGCCUUUCAGAUUAUGGGAAAUCAGUAAUUUAAGUGUACUAAUAUAUUCUACCAGAGUGUUAAAGACUGUAGACUACUCAACAACUUUGACCCUGUUUCUCACACACACACACACACACACACACACUGUACAGUACACUUACCCCUACACAAGUGGGAGACCAGUCACUCUCCCUAACAGUUAGGGGAGAGAUAGAACACACACACACACACACACACACACACACAGGGAGAGGGAGGGGGAGAAGCCAGUAGCCAGUCAGGGAGCUGACUGCAUGUCAUAGCUAUGGAAUCAUGUUGCAACUGCCCUGUCAUCACUGCUUGUGUUUGUUUAUUUCAUAAUUUGUUGUAAGAUCAAAGAAGGCAUUACCUUUCCUUUUUACUUUUUUUAAAACAUAGUUUUAAUUUGUGUUGUCUGUGAACCAAGGGAUCAACUAAAGGUGUGUUUGGCGCAUUGGAAAAUGUUCAUAUGUGUGUGUGUGUGUGUGUGUGUGUGUGUGUGUGUGUGUGUGUGUGUGUGUGUGUGUAGGAGUGCAGAGGCAGUUGAGCAGGUGUGGUCUGAGUGAUUGCCUUGGCCAGAGGGCCGCUGCAUUCUGCCUUACCAUUCCCUUGAGAGCAGCCCACUGCUCCUCUACUGUGUACUCCUGUUCCACAGAGACACUGGAUACUACGAAUGCAUGCUGUGUGUCACAGUCAAUGUGCGCGCCAUUACGUCAGGUUGAUUAAUUAGCUAACGUACGAGUAUGGGAGUCUGAGGAGUAUGUUUUAGUCUAUACCAUAUUGUGUGUGUGUGUGUGUGUGUGUGUGUGUGUGUGUCUGUCUGUGUGUCUGUGUGUGCGUGCAUCAACUGUAGUGUAAAUUGUUUCAUGACCAAUCUAAUGCCAUGCUCUUCAGGGACUGAAUAUAUCUUAAGCUAGUCUGAGCUCACUCGUAAGUCUCCUAUGCAGUCUCAUCACUAGGAGCUGCUGGUUGUUCUGCUGUCAAGUCAGUCAAGCAGCAACGGAGCAGACAGCAGCAGGAGUCUGUAACUGAUCUGCCAGGCCUGGGUCAGACCCACAGGGGAUCCGGCCCUAGUGAGGACCAGGCCUGGGUCAGACCCAGAUAGGCUCUAUCCCAGCACUACCUGUGGGAGGUCAGGGGAAGGGGCACACCACUGGCUAUUGGUCCUAUUUAAUUUAUUCUUUUUUUUUUCUUUUUUGUGAAAUAUAUGUAAACUUUUCUUUUACCAAGAACUGAAAUACUGCUUUGUUUGGGACAUAAUCACAGGAAAAUUAACUGCUUUCAAAUUCUGGCUGAUGUGUUUGACAUUGUAUUUUCUUCUUCUUUUCUGUGUUUUUGAAGAAGAAGCCGUGUGUAAUGCUUACCGAUGUUGUCCUUAUUUCAGGUAGCUUUCAUGGUGCGCUGAAACCCUCUGUAAUGUAUCAUACCAGAUAAGGGAUAUAAUUCUGUUGUGUGAGGAUGGCUGUGAGUUGCUCAUGGUGUCAAGUCUGUUGGCAGUGCAUUUCUGACCCAAGUUCGUGACUGGUUCCCUGUUGUCUCUGAUAUCAUUCUGUGUGCAUCCUCCACAGAGUGUCCUCAUGUAAAUCAACUAACUGGACUAUGUAAGCAAGAAUGUGUGUGUGGGUGUGUGUGUGUGUGUGUGAGUGUGAAUGUUUGUUUGCGAGUGUGCUUGCAUGUGUCCUGAUAAGAUUGGGGGAAUGCCUCCCCCCCCCCCAUUUCCAGUUCAGAUCUAUUGAGUUCCCAAUCCAUCCAUUUUUUUAGCCACCACCUCUCAUACAGUGCCCAUACAUGUGCUAUCUCCUUGCUUUCAAAUCCAGCCCAGCAAGUCUGAGGUAAGCGCAAGGACCGCAGGCCCAGGACAUACAGUAUGCUAAAGUAAAGCAAAGCAGGCCUAUUUGUUGUCCUUUGUGAAUAUGCGCCUGCACUUUAUUAAGCUUGCCCAGCGCAAUGGAACUAAUGCAUUAAUCCCCAGAGUGCAAGUCCCAGCCUUUCUGGCACCGCAAACAAAGUCACUGAAGCGCUAAGAGCAGUGCUAAGCGCUACAAGCAACGGAGGACAAGCAAACAAACAGCGUUGCGUUUUUCCCCUUCUCCAGACUGGGCCUGCACGACUGCAGAAGUCGUGGCUUUGCACGAGACUAUAAUCAGGACGGGCGCUGACUGGGCGAGUUUGAACAGAAUAAAAAAGGUUCAGGAGAACUGGAGGUCAGCAGAGUUUAUACUGUCCAACUCUCUCCAAUACAGUCACGUGGUCACUCUCUGGGUAUAUUUGUAAUCAUCACAAAAGCAGACUGGAUCAUUAAAGAUACCAAUAAAGAAAAAGAAUUUCAUUUUUAUACAAAAGCA